GUUACGCAAAUGUAUUAUGAUAAACGGGAACUAAAAGGAUGAAGGAUCGCUACAUCAUUUCUGACCCCUCCCAUUUCGAGUUCCUUGAAUAUCUUGUUCUUAUUCUAGAAAACGCCUCCGAAGGCUUUUCAAUUUCCCGGCUCAGGUAAAAAGACCAACCCUCCUUCAUUUUGCCUAGGUACUUACUACCUAGGUACUUACUUGUACUCACCUUCUCAACUUGUUAGAACUUAGCACAAGUUACAACUCCUGUAUUGUAUUUCGACCGGGAUUCUGGGAACCAGCCGUUUCGAGUUCCCUGCAAUCAAUCACCUCCCGGCAUACCAGGAGGUCCUCACUUGCGGGUCCUUUUCUUGUCAGACCUUACAGGCUUACAGACCUGAUUAGCUUGCUUGAUAUCCCCUUCCCCUCCCCAUACAGACACCCAAGGUCCUAUUAUUCCAUCCCUCCUUACACCACCUGCAUGAGGCAUAUAACCUCAUACGGUCAUACCUACAGAGUAACACUUUCAGUAAGAGAAACUUGGGAUUUAUUGGGGAAUCGCGUUUAGACCCAUACAUGUUCCAUAUCCACCUUACCUAUCUAUAUCCAUAACUCGAGUACCCAUAGCAAAACUAAGCAAACUUACAGGCCACUUCCAUUAUUAUUACUAUCAUCAUCGCCCACCAAUGUCACCCACCACACACCAUACCUCCCUUGUGCCUUGUUGCUUGCUUGAUAGAAUAGAAUUGGGUCUGGAAGGGCGUUCAUCCUACUAACAAUUUAUACUUUUUCCUGGUGGCGAGACCCUAGAUCAAUCCGAGCUUUCCUCGAGUGCGGAGUAGGUUAGGUGGUUAGGUAGGUACUGUUUAUUUUAGUUCCCACUCUACCUGUUCAUACAUACAACUGCCAUUGCUAGAUCCCAUUUCGAUCAAAUAGCGCAUCAAAAGAAAUCAUACCAUACCACCUGUCAAGUCAAUCCUUUGUUUCUUUUUCGAUAGGGCAGCAUUUCCUUCGUCUUAUAAUAUCCAUACUAGUACACACCAAACAUUACGCAUUGGGUACGUGAGGGGGGUAGGCGCAUGUUGUACUCAUGAUGUCUUCAUACAUAGAUAAUUAUUUUAGCUGACCCUGAUUUACUUUCGCAGUUUCAUGCUUCGGGAUUCUUGAAGCUCCGAUACUCCACCAUUUCGAUUUCAAAGCUUCAGUUCGGGGACUCGAGAAUUAGUCGAACCAAAUUCCAGUGCUUAUUCAGGGCUUAGAACGUGCCCCCCAAUCCGGAUGCGGCCGAGCAACAGAAUCUUGGGUUCACGACACUCCGCCUCCUCAUAUCCUAUUUCAUAUAUAUCGACGACCCUCACUGAAAGAAGCAAUUGUAUAUAAGAUAUUCGAGGAGAGGCGCCUACUGCCUCCGGCUUGAAAACUGUGUAGGAGACUGGAAUCGAAAUCGCAUUUCGAUAUAGAAUAUGUCCCAAGAUCUUGGCACAAGGAAAAUACUCCCACAAAGUGCACAAAUGCAGAACUUUUCAUUUGCGCCAGCGAACUAUGGUGGACCGAGGGAGAAUCAAAAAAGUGCGCAGCUUUCCCUUCAUUUGUGGGAUCUUGAAGUUGACGUAGGCUAAUACAUCUUAGAUUAUGUCUUUGUUGACGAACACAAUCGCCACAAGCGUUUGAAGGGUAUGAGGUCUUCAAAACUGUGCGCUCUUUCUUACUGAUCCAAUAUAGUGAUGCGAGCUUGUGAGGGAUGUCGAAGGAGAAAAAUCAAAUGUGAUGCUGCAACAACGAAUACCUGGCCAUGCUCCGCUUGUACAAGGCUCAAGUUAGGAUGUAUCCCUCCAACGGUGAACUACGAUCGCGAUUUUCAACAAAACAAUCAAAGCUUCGAAGCAGAAGCGCCGCAAUAUGAUAAUGGAGGAAAUCCUAGUGACGGUUAUCAUCAACACGUUCCGAUACAAGCGCAAAUGUCUGGGCCAUCAAAGGUGGUACCUCCGAUUUAUACACAGCAACCUCCAUAUCCCGAUCCGAAUAAUAUGUACCAACCUAUUUCAUAUGGGGGACCUUCGAGUGCACAUAGUCAACAGACCAUGCACUAUAACAGUCUUCAGACUCCAGUCAGCGCGCUCAGCCAACAUACAGAAUAUUCACCACAAGCGGUAUAUCCUCCAGCAUCUCUUCAGCAGCAAGCCCAUGAUUCACCAGAAAACUAUAAUCACAGUGAAUAUGGCGGGGAAGAUUUGGCUGAUUUACUGGGAGAGCUUAAGAUGAACCCAGCAGGCACAGGUAAGUACUUUGAUUGCCGUACUAGCUUGUAAUUCUAAUAAAGAAACAGCUCCAUACCUGAACAACAAGAACAAGGCCAGAAAUUUGGUGGAGGAACCAGCUUUUGAAGAUAUUGAUGAAUACAAGAAUGCUUUGCCUCCAAUCACAAUAAGCGCAGAUAUGAAGAUCAGGAUUCCUCCGGAGUUACUUCCAGACGAACAGACUAUCCUACAUUAUUUCGAAUUGUAUUUCACGAAUGUACAUCCAUAUGUACCAGUUCUUAACAAAACUUUAUUUUAUCAACAAUGGCAUACCAAUAGAGAUGCCAUCUCCCCGCUGAUACUGGAAGCAAUUUUUGCAAUUGCUGGAAGACUUGUCGAUGAGCCAGCGCAGGGACAUCAAUGGCUCGCCCUUGCUUCAAGUAAGAAUUUAUCUCGCAGCUAAAUGAAACAUCUCACUAACUUCAUGUAGAACAUGCUGAUGCUUUCAUGGAUGUUCCCCGAUUGAGCACCCUUCAAGCAAACGUGAUAAUACUUAAAGCUAGAGAAUCUGCCCCGAAACGUGGAUAUUACUAUCGCUCGUGGAUGACUGUAGUGGCAUGCGUCCAAAUGGCGAAGGAUUUGGGGCUGGACGAGCACUAUGAAGACCACAAGGCAGGUAGAACCUGUGGCUCUGAUCUGGCCGACUGCAUCACCAAAACCCGAAUAUGGCAAACGAUCUUCGUCUGUGAAUUGAUGAUUGGUUCCCCACAGGGUCGAACCGAUUUAGCGGUUGAUAUGGAAACACUUGACUUGAGUGUGCACACAGCUGGAAUUGACAACGGAGAACUCACCAUCACACGCAAUUUUACUUGGUUCACACGUGUUGUUCGUAAUGUUCGGAGGAUGAAUAACGUAUACGCCAAGGUUAAGAAGAGGAAGGACUGGGGUAUCGAUCCAGAUUUCGUACAACUAAAUCCGUCUUUCGAGAGCUGGAUGAAUGAUCUGCCCGAAAGCUUGCAAAUUGAUUUUCCGGCGGACGGAUCUCCCCCAUGGCUACCUACCCAUUUCAUCGGCAAUCUGCACUCAUAUUAUUAUCUAAGUAUCAUUAUGCUUCAUCGGCCACAACUCACUUUCAUGGAACCAGGCUUGGACGGAUGGAAACACCAUAUGCUUAUAUGUUACAAUUCUGCGAAACUCCUUUGCAGACUUCAAGAGAGCGUGCUACAGUCAUUUGGCUUGACUGGUCUAUUAUGCAUGCAACGAGGCAUCAACUUCACCAUCUAUUGUGUCCUGACCUGUACAGUUCUGCAUUUGGUAUGUCAAACCUAACUUACCAAUUAUCUUUCAUGGUAUGUUGACAAUAUUAUAGGUUGCAAUCACAUCUCCGGAUCCAGAUCUAAACUCGGACGCUAGAGAAUACUUCACCAGACAUAUGAGAAUCCUAGAAAAGUGUACUAGCUCAUGGCCCAUGCCAGACAUGCAACAACAGAUUGAGUCACUCAGGCAAGCAUUUUCAGCUGACAUUAGGAAGCCUUUCGUUCUGAAACCAUCUUUCCCAUAUGGUAGCCCUGCAGUAGCACACAAUAGUAGCCCUGCCAGAGGACAUGUUCAACAAUAUCGUCAAGGAAGCACCAGUAUGGAGAGUCAAAAUCUGGGACAUCAAAAUGCCCAACAGCAACAAGUCAGUUAUACAAGCCACCCCAUAUCACCACCCAUAUCAGCUGGAGGCGUGGACACGAAAAGUGACUCUCCUGCCGUACAGUCUCUGGUAAUGAUGGCCACUGGCCAAAGAGCCCAGAUGCCAAUCACUAGCGGGGUUUCAAUGGCAGAUCACAAUCCAUGGAACCCGUCAAGAAUUUUUGAGUAAGUUGACUCUGAGUCCUUUCACCGGAGUUAAAAUACUAAUAUAUCUUUUAGCCAAUGGAACAGCACUUUCGGUACGCCUCCCGCUUCGAGCAGCUCUGCUUCUGAAACGACCCCUCCUCUAAAAAUUCCCUCUUCAGGUGCACAAGAACUCCCGACGCUCCCAGAAAUUCAAAUCCUCCCCAAUGUGAGCUUACCACCGGGCUCGCAACCCAUCCCUCCACAGCAGUAUUCUGGAGCGCCUAUCCCUUCUUUUGUGAGCCCAAGUAUGUGGCAAGAAUCGGUAGCGAAUGUAUAUGAAAGUGGGAUUAAAAGACAUUGGGAUUACUCUGAUCCCAACGAAAUGGUGAAUCCGAUCGCGAAACGAAGGGGGUAGUUCAUUUCGUUAAGUGAAGGUUGAAAGAUGAAAUGGUGUCGAUAGGAGCACGUGCGAUUAAUGAACUGCAACUACAACCGAUAUCGAUGGCAAGAAAACCAAGGCCGGUACACUCACUCGUUCACACACACACAAUCUAUUAUUGUUGCUUGGGAAUUAAUUAUCUAGUUUACAAGGAGUUUUAAUACGGACGGUUUGAUGCAUCCAGGUUUUGGUACAUGUACUAGCUCGACUGUCGCUUUACUCAUUUCCUAUCAAGACCUAGGUAUUCAGGGUAACUUCUCGCAUCACACCGAAUUUUCAAUAUUUUUGAUUACAAAAAGUAAUUGAUGAGUACAUAUAUAAAUAUUCAUACACGAUUUUGGGGUGGCAAAAGGCAAAAAGGCAAAACUCAUCAAAGAUGAUAAGUUGCAUAUUUGGGCAGGAUCAUUCGAAGGCAUUGAAAGUUAGGUCAGGAAGGAGGAAUUAGGCGCAAUGAUUGGAUGGAUGUAAAAGUCCUUGUCAUUGUCCAGACAGACGCCAAAUUUUGCAUUUGGAUUUGGUACUUGGUAUUGGAAUAAUGAUGAGAUGGAUGGAAGUAUGUUAAGGAGAAAAGGAAAGGAAAGGAAGAAGGAUAGUGUGUUGAUACUGUAUGUAUGUAUGUGUCUUGCCGUGACCAACGAGUGCAUUGAAAGAAAUGAAUUAAAAGCGUAAUGAAUUCAUUGUUAAAGUAU
Molecule: messenger RNA, 5171 nt
Organism: Sclerotinia trifoliorum
Lineage: Eukaryota; Fungi; Ascomycota; Leotiomycetes; Helotiales; Sclerotiniaceae
Source: the annotation of a GenBank genome assembly